Messenger RNA from Zootermopsis nevadensis, 6915 nucleotides. Its product is annotated as 43 kDa receptor-associated protein of the synapse homolog. NCBI's taxonomy places the organism in Eukaryota, Metazoa, Arthropoda, Insecta, Blattodea, Termopsidae. The record is from RefSeq and is a predicted model, not a curated record. Gene Ontology annotation, molecular function: acetylcholine receptor binding; protein-membrane adaptor activity. Gene Ontology annotation, cellular component: neuromuscular junction; plasma membrane. Gene Ontology annotation, biological process: positive regulation of neuromuscular synaptic transmission; synaptic transmission, cholinergic.
CCCGCUAGUUCGGCUCGAGUCCAGUAAGCAGUGGCCACGCCUGAUGGCGGGAUGAAAGAGAAAGGUCGCCACACUGCGGCGACAAGGCUUUAUCGGCACCUACCCGCCACCAUCCAUCGCUCGCCAGCAGAGGGCUAGCGACCCGUCACGACAGUCCACCAGCAUGUCCUGGGAAUCCAUCGCAUCGCGGGAAUAUCUCAGUGGCACAGCUAGCCAUCAGCUGUCGGCGACGGCGUUGCUGCCCUCUCCUGAUGGAUCCCGGCACCCUUUGGAUGUGUAUGAUUUCGCCGAAGACGAUUUGCCUGACAGUCCAGGUCGGCGAAGCAGCUCCAGAGGGCUCUGGGAGUGUCUCAUCGGGUGCAGGCACAAAGUAGAUCAACAGCUGGCGAGGAGGAGGGUGGAACAGGGUCUGCGACUCUACAAUCAACAUAAGCAACAGGCAGCGGUUCGGAAGUGGCGAAGCGCGCUGAAGAGGAUCCGGAAACGAGACGACAAAUUCGCACUCCUGGGCUAUCUGUACCAAGCGUACAUGGACUGGGGCAAGUAUAGGGAAGCGCUUGAGUUCGCGCAUCGGCAGCUAGGUCUUGCCGAAGAGGCCGACAGCCCGAACCUGCGCGCAGAGGCGUAUUUAAACCUGGCGAGGGCACAUGAACGCUUGGGUGGUCUAGAGCGUGCGCUCGCAUACGCUCGUCAUUCCUUGUACAACGAGUGUGACCAGUGCCGGACUGCAGGUCACGUGCAUCUAACCGUCGGGAGUGUCUACCUAGAGUUGGCCGGCUUCUGUAAAGCGCUGGAGGCCUUCCAACACGCCCACAAGAUUGCUCAAGGAAUUCAGGACCCAGCCCUGGAACUUCAGGUAUACGUGGGGCUGUCCGAGCUAUUUGGAAGGCUACAAGACGCUGACAAGAGCGCUCGCUAUGCAGCAAAAGCCUAUGACUUGUCAAGGAGUUUGCAGCUGGGCGAUCUGAACUCUCGCCACCACCGAGCCGCUCUGCUGCAAAUGGCAUCAGCUCUACGGAAACAGGGAGAACUGGGAGAUGCACAGGACUAUUGUAGCGAAGCGACACGAUUAGCAUUGGUGUCAGGGGACCAGGCCACAUAUGCCAGAAGUAUCCGAAUCAUGGGUGAUAUUUACAGGAAAAAAUCUGAAAUAAAUAAAGCUUAUCGGCAGUAUGAGAGCGCAGGAAUGGGUGAUAGAUUAUGUCAGAUGGAGGCCAUGGAUGGGGUUGCGAGGUGUCUGGAGGCACUCAGACUGCAACAGAAGAUAUGUAACUGCCGCCCUCUGGAAUUCAACACUAGACUUCUAGAAGUUGCUACUUCUGUAGGUGCUAAGCUGCUAGUGAGAACAGUGCGAGUCCGUCUGAGCCGUAUCUACCAGAGUCUUGGUGAUGAGGAGCAACAGGCAGUGCAUGAACGAUUGGCACAGUGUCUAGAGGAGGAGUUGGAACUACAAUGUGGUGCCUGCAACUUGCCAUUUGGACUGGAUUCUGACAGUUUAGAGGCACUACCAUGUUCACACAUACUUCAUGCCAGAUGCGCUCAUGAUAUUCUGAAACGCCGAGACAAAAAGAAGAAACGCCUUUGUCCAGAUUGUCACCGUUCAGUAAGCUCUCGGCUGUACCUCUACUGUGAUGACCCCCACAACAUGAACCAGCAUCGCUCCACUUUCAGCCUUGCAAGCCUAAGUCUCAGAGCAAGUAGCCUGACACUCAACAGUCAUCAAGCGACCUCAUCUGUUUAGAGUUGGAACCACUGCCAAUAUCAUGACAAUUUCAGUUACAGAACUGGUAAGCAGCUGAUAGGUGAAUAACAUUUAAUGAAGUGGUGCCAAAAUUAAGGGAUGCUGAAAAUUUUGUCUGUUAAAAAACUAGCCAUUCUAUGUGGUGGAUACAUUUACAGUUAAGAGAUAAGAAGGUCUGGUUCAUAAAAUUCAGUCUAGAGGAAGGCAGAAAACAAUUAAAUCAUGAUAUCUGUGGACACAAAGCCCUACAUUUUAACAACAUGCUCAUUCUAUAUAGUACUGUGUCUCUUGUUAUGUUUUAUGAAAAUUUAUGAACAUUAUUAAAUAGUUUCCUAACGUCUCACAAUCCCAAAGUGCAGAUAAGUGUGAUAAGCUGUGAAAUUCAUUUCUGUAAAAAAAUUAUAGACAUAUGACAUGACUCUUGUAUAUGAUUCUUGUAACACAGACAAAUAAUUCUCAGUUUUAAAUUUAAACCAAAGGCACUGGAAGUGUUUCAAAUAUAAAUGGUUAACAUCACUAUUAACAUUGGAAUAUAUGUAGAAAUUGGAUUAUAUGUAUACGGAAAAACUGUUAGAAACAGAACUUACUUUCUGUACCACAUUCUCCCCCUCCCAUUAUAAGUAACCCCAGUCCCUGAUAUUAAUAACUAAAGCCCAUUGAACAACCAUUUUCAUGUACAACUUUAUACAAAGGAGAACAUAAGACAGUGAUUGCUAUUUAUGCUCCUAAGAAGGAAGGGUGGAGACUGAAACUUCUUUAUUUGCCACAUUUAUGUUGGAAAUACUGCAUUACACCCAAUGCAUGACAGAAAGCAAAGAUAAUAUCUUUGCUUAAAAAGGAGAAAAUGAACAGCUGUGAGAACUACCAGGGCAUUGGUUCACUAGCCACUACUUAUAAAAUCUAUGCAAAAAUAUUAAACAAGAGGCUUGUGAAUAUUUCAGAUUCCUAAUAUCGGAAGAAGAGAAUGGUUUUCGAAGGGAAUGAUCUUGUACAGAUUAUAUUUGUACCAUUCAACAAAUCAUAGAAAAAUGUAGGGAAUUUAAUCUUGAGACAAAUAUUGUUUUUAUUUACUAUGAAAAGGCUUUUGCCAGAGUAAAUCUUGCAACACUGGCAACUUAUGGAGAGAAAAGACUACCCACAACAUUUAAUAAGUGCCAUUAGUUCUCUACACCAAAACACUACAAUCAUUUUAGAUAUGGAAGGAAGAUAUUAAAAUCACCCAGGGAGUGCGCUAGGGAUGUAGUCUGUCUCCAACCUUAUUCAACAUCUACUUAGACGAUGUCAUCUGAGAAUGGAGGGCGAGAAGUAACCCAGGGAUACGGUUAAAGGAAACGGUUGCCCUGAAUACACUGCUGUUUGCAGAUGAUCAAAUUAUAUUUCAAGAAAGCAAAGAUCUUUAUUUCACUUAAAUAAGUAAAGGAAGAUAUAUUUCUUAUAAAUAUAUGCAUUUGACUAUAAUUUGUAAUGAACAAAUACAUGAAAUUCAAGGUAUUUUGAACUAAAACUCACCAACAUAAUCUAAAAACCUUAGACAACAAAGACAAAACUGGUUUUUUGAAGGAUGAAUGGAAGGUAGGCAGUUUUUUGUUAAAAACACAGAGAGGCAUUCCCUUAUUAACAGCAUUAUUGCUGCCUGUUCAUAAAGCAAGACACUGGCUACUGAGUGACUCCUCUUGGAUAACAUGACAAAAUGCUACCACAUGAUCAAAUUGGAAGUUCAAUCCAUGCAUCCAAGUACAUUUCAUAUUGACAGAAUAAAAUUUCUGGCACUUGAAAUAUCACUUACAGUGAUUUCCUGUAGAUAAAUCACAUGCAUUCACAUUCGGAGAACAGAGGGUGUGAUUUAUGGGUGAACACAAACAGGCUGCUGCCAUGGUAAGAAGUAAUUAAUUUUCAUGGAUCAUUGCACAUUUGUUCUUUUGACCAGUUGGCUGGGAGCUGUGUCAUUUGUGGCUGUGAAUAUUCAUGCAACAAAUUUUAGUUUAAAUAUGUUUACAUAAGAAACUCUAUCAGCUAAAUAAUCUAUUGAUUCUUCAUUCAUUUAUGACACACAAUAUGACUUCCUCAAGAAAAAGCAGUAUUUAUCAAGAAAGUCACAAAAACUACCAUAAAAGUGCAUAUUGCCUCAUAAUUACUAAGCCUUUAUAGUAACAAUUGUUUUAAUUCCGCUCACUUACUCUUUAUCUGGUACAGAAUUUUCCCUGAAAAACUAUUAGCUAUUAAGAACUUCCAAGACAUAAUGGAAAGAAAAGGUUUACCUCCAACACCACAAAAGCCAUAUUUGCUCUGGGGCCUUCCCAUCUAAUGAAUCUACUGGUUCUCUCUCAUGAGAUAAUACAGCUGAAGCAUGAACCUAACUACUCAUCUACAUCUACCCUGAGUCUAGAAAACACACAACUUUAUGGCCAGGCCCUCUGUAAAUCUUAUGGCAAGGUACUUAUUCACUGGGGUACUUACUUUUAACACAUUUUCAGUCUUCAAAAUUGUGUUAUAUUAAAUUAACUGUAUACAUUAAUGAAUUUUUUUUCCCCUCGCCACAGAUGACAAACACUUUUGAAAAGAAUAUGUCCAACUGAUCUGAUAUCCCAUAAACCAUUGUUUCCAUCUUUUUAACCCCUGCAUUUUCCCAUCCCAUGAGCAGAGAAAUCUGACAGUGAAGAGUACAGAACUGACAGAGGGGGAAAUCUAGUAAGUUUAAAAGUGUGGCUAAACUAGUAAAUUCCAUGUUUUUCACUGUAUUUCAUAAGAAAGGCUACAGGAGCACUUCCAGUGCAUUUUAACAGAAAAAAGAAGAGCAAAUAUUAAAGACUAUCAAAUGCACUCUGAUGGAUAGAGAAUCUUUCAAAUAUGGUCAGCUAGAUAAUGCUGAAGCAAUGAUUCUAAUGUUUAAUUUCAAAAUUUUGUUGUCCAUAUAAUUUAACAUGUUGCUGUUCUGGACAUGCAUUAUUAAAAUAAAAUUGGCAUUGCAAGUGAUGGCAAGGUAUUCUCAAACAUUAAUGCUUCCUUAAUUGAAACCUGUUAAAUUAUAGUUUAUGUUUAAAGCAAAUGAAUGGUAACUCUGUUAGGGGAACAAGUGCAAAUAUGUAAGAGGAAAUUCAGAUUCAGUGUUAUGAUGGUACAAAUGUGAUUUAUGUAAGAGAAUGCUCUUUUGAAUGUUAAAACUACACCAAGCCUCUUGUAUAUGAGGCAACUGUAAUCAAAUAUUCUUAGGCUAUAAGCUGUGUCAGUUGGUUAAAAGUCACUGAUAUUUCAACAAACAUUUCUGUCUUCAUUAUCAGUGCUGUAAUGUAGCUGUAUGUCCAGACCACUUUACAUAUGUACUUUCAAGAACCUUUUCUCAAAUUUGAGCAUGAGCCAGUGUGAGGCUAGUGGGCAGAGUCUAGUGCUUGCUUAUCCUGGCCUUAAUUUCACAUUGGCAUAUUUCUGUAUUGCCUGAGCAUAUUGGUCACCAGGUUCCAAGAUUGGCUGAAAGGAGCCACCAUCUCUGUUAAAGUUUUUGGGGUCAAGUCUGAUCUCAUCAGUUUUAUCACACAAUCCAUUUAAUCUGUGGCUUUAUCCAAGAUAGAGGUGGUACUGAUGUUGUCAUGCCUUGCUUUAAAUAUAUGGUCUGUCAGACAUCUCCGGUUGGCCCAGGCAUAUGUAUCAAAUGCAUUCUUUACAUCUGGUUUUGAUGAAUCUACCAUUCUGUCCAACAUAAACUUUGCAGGGGACUAGUAUAUACCUGCGACUUUUAGGCCCAACUAGUCAGAGAAUGGGAGUAUUUUUCAUUACCAGGAUGUGAAUGGCUUGAUGUUGUGUUUAGCAAGGAGCCUUCUGAUUUUGUUCAAGACUGUUUGAAAUGGUAUUAUCACUAUGCCUGCCAGCUUCUCCAGUUAUAUCUUUGGCCUCUCUUCUGGAACAAAGGCUCACUUAACAUCAAGGUUACUGUGUGUAUUUUGUCUAAGAGUCCUUUUCAGGUGGCUGAUUUCCUUGUCUAGUCUUUCCACAUUGCAUAUAGUCCUUGCCUGUUGAAUGAGCAUCUUUAACAUAAAUUGCUUCUGUGGUGGCUAUUAGUCAGACUUGGUGUGUAAUUACAGGUCCAUAUGUGUUAUUUCCAAUAUACAGUGUGUCCCAGUGAAUCAUCCAGUCUUCUACUUAUUGAAAUGCUGCUGUCUCUUUAUCUAAGAAAGAGCCAUUCUAAAGAAAUGUGUGGUGGAAGGACCUGCUUGUUGAGAGUUAUGGCCUGUUGUGACAGCAACAGCAAUAUUUCUUCCUAAGGAACUUUAUUAAAUAGUAAAGCCAUGUCAAAAUUCACCAAGUGUGUGCAAGAACACUUGAUUCCACCCACUAGCCCCCAAUUGCUUACAUUCAAAUUCACACAUGGGAUCUCGGUAGCUAUACAUGUGAAAUGGUCUGGACACAGUUACAUCAUAGCCCUGAUGGUGGGGACAUAUAUGGUUCCUGAAACACUGGUUAUUUUAUCCAUUUGACUGGCUUAUGUCCUGAGAAUAUAUUAUUAUUGGUAGUCACCAUAAAAGAUUUAGAUCAUAAAUCAGGAACUUUUCAAAAGAGCAGUGUUAGAUCUGUUAGAACAUAGUCUUCUUCCCUGCUUUCUUAGACAAUUAUAUUGAAAAUUUUUGACCGAAUGUACCAAUUCAGUAUUGUUAAUCCAGUUGUUUAUAUAGGUUCAAUGUAAAUGAGUUUUGGAUACAAAUCUAUGCACUACACAUCUUAUUUUAUAUUAAUGUUCUUUUCAUAUGAAGGUAAAACCAUUCUCAUUGUGAUAUGUGUACAAAUUUAGUAGCAAUACUGUUUAAAUAUACUUUGAUAUGAUGUUAAUUUAUUGUGAGCUUAUUGUGAAUGUGCUUGAAAACACACAGAAGUAUUACAUCAGCUGAGGAAAGUGAAUUAUGGCUUUAUUUUUUGUCUAAGGAUCUGAUGUUUUAAUAGUGGAGAUGAUGAAAUAUCCUGGAUCCCCUCAAAAUAUCAGUAUCCCUCUCCUAUCUCUUCUUAUAGAAAAAUGUUGGAGUUAUUUUUGCCAGAGAGAAAAAUUACUUCUGUGUCAGAUCAUUUAAUACAAUAUGAUGUUUACAGAGUCAGUGCUUUCUGUUGAUUAAUAUAUGUUAAAAAAUGGAAGUUCAAAUUAAAAUAUGUAAAUCUUAUGAUAAAAUUAAAUUAAAAUGAGUUAAUUGAAA